AUGGAUGAACAACCAGACAAUGUCGAAGGGCAAGCCGUCGAACCUCCCGAGGAGCCUGUGGAUACGACGUCUUCGACUUCCGAAAGUUCGGAGGCUGAUGAUGUAGAUGCCGCCGAGCGUGCAUAUGCUUCAUACGGGCAGACGUGGGACCUAGCCCAUCUUGAGACAGCCAUAGCUCAAUUCCAACGAGCGGUGGACACUGCACCCGUACCAACAGCGUAUCCGCUAGGCGAGCUGGGACAUUGUCUACAUCUAUAUUACGAAGCUCGGGGAAAUGUUCACGAUCUCCAACGUGCCAUUGCGGCGGAGCAAAGUGCCCUCCAACUCGUACCAGACGGACACCCGGGCAGGGCUUUGCGUCUGAACAAUCUCAGUACCUCAUUUCGAAAACGCUUCGAAUCCCUCGGUACAGUCGAAGACCUCGAAAGUGCCAUUGAAAUGCAACAGCAUGCAGUCGAGCUCACCCCGGAUGACCAUCCCGACUUGUCAGCAUACCUCGACAACCUCGGAGGCUUGCUUUGGCUUCAUUUUCAACACUUCGGAAAGCUCGAAGAUCUUGAGAGCGCCAUUGCGAGUCACCAGCGUGCAACCGGGCUGACUCCCGACGACCAUCUCCGUAAAGCGACCCGGCUGCACAACCUCGCUGCGUCCUUGCGCAGGCGCUUUGAACGUCUCGACGACCCCGCCGACCUCGAGCGCGCCAUCACAAUCCAACGCUGCGCGGUCAAACUCACUCCAGAUGACCACCCCAACUUGCCAGUGCACCUUGACACCCUCGGCAGCUUGCACCACCUUCGUUUUCUACGCUUCGGAAAGCUCGAAGAUCUCGAGAGCGCGAUUGCGAGUCACCAGCGUGCAACCGAGCUGACUCCCGACGACCAUCCCGAUAAAGCAAGCCGGCUGCACAACCUCGCUCUGUCCUUACGCAGUCGCUUUCAGCGUCUCGAUGACCCCGCCGACCUCGAGCGCGCCAUCACGAUCCAACACCGCGCGAUCGAACUCACUCCGGAUGCCCAUCCCGACUUGCCAAAGCAUCUCGACAAUCUCGGCGGCUUGCAGGAGAUUCGUUUUCAACGCUUCGGAAAGCUAGAAAAUCUCGAGAGCGCGAUUGCGAGUCAACAGCGCGCGACCGAGCUGACCCCUGACAACCAUCUCGAUAAAGCGACCCGGCUCCACCACCUCGCUCUGUCCUUGCGCAGUCGGUUCGGGCGUCUCGACGACCCCGCCGACCUCGAGCGCGCCAUCACGAUUCAACGCCACGCAGUCGACCUCACUCCAGAUGGCCAUCCGGGCUUGCCGAGGCGCCUCGAUAACUUCGGCAGCUUGCAGUGGGCUUCGUUUCGACACUUCGGAAAGCUCGAAGAUCUCGAGGGCGCCAUUGUGGAUCAGAGACGAGCUGUCAAUCUGACCGUGGACAAUCUACCCGACAAGGCCAUGCGGCUGCAUAACUUGGCAUUCAUUCUGAUGAUUGGCUUUCGCCGCGAAAGGACGAUAGAACGUUUCAACGAGGCGCUUUCAUAUUACAUAGCUGCCUUCUCUCAGACACUGGCAUCACCAGCAGGCCGCCUUCGGAUAGCCACCCAGACGAUAAAGUUCCUCAACGAAACCCCGGAGUUCAGUACAGCUGAGAUGCUGCUAUCCGCCCACUCUCAUGUCCUCGACGUUCUCUCCGAGGUCGUCUGGCUUGGACAUACCAUGGAACGGCGCCUAGAAGAAUCUCAGAAGCUCGGCCAGCUCGUCAGUUCUGCUGUGGGCACUGCCAUUGGCGUCGAUGCUCUGGAACAAGCCGUGGAAUGGCUCGAUGCAGGAAGAGGCCUCAUUUGGACGCAGACAAUGUCAUUGCGCAGCCCUCUUCACGAACUCGAGCAACUCCGUCCAGAUCUCGCGCACGCUCUCGAAGACGUGCAUGUUCAACUGCAGAGCUCGAUCUGUGCUUCAGAUGAUGAUGAUGCCGUGCUGGACCUUCACGAUGGUUCAUUGACUGGUAUUGGGCGUACUCGCGCGGAUCGUCAACGCGGCCUGGCGAUCAAGCAUGGGAAACUCCUCUCAGAUAUCCGCGAAGUCGAAGGUUUCGAUAGCUUUAUGCUUCCUAAGAAGCUUCCCGCGUUGCUUCCCUCAUCCACACGUUUCAGUGGAAUUAUCAUCUUUAUCAAUAUAGACCAUGUGCGGUGCGACGCGUUGGCUCUAUCCGCAGAUGGUGCAGUCAAGGUUGUGCCAUUACCGAAGCUCUCCCUGGAGAAAGCGACAGACCUGCGGGUUCAAUGGCUGUCGUACCUCGACCUGAGCAACGCUCGUGAGCGCGGUACCCUUCGGGACCAGUCGACCCUUGAACAUGAUGGCACCGGGAGAACAGCAUCUGCACGUCGUAUUCUAGGCCGCAUUUGGAGAUGGAUUGUCCUGCCAGUACUGCAGGGUCUUGGCCUAUACGAGCACAAAGAGCCGCUCCCCCAUGUUACCUGGUGUCCCACUGGGCCGCUAGCGCAGCUGCCUUUACAUGCAGCGGGUGUUUACGAAGACUCUGGACACCGCGUUUACGACUUCGUGGUCUCUUCGUACACCCCGUCACUCUCCGCGCUCACGCGCAGCGUCAAUGCGGUCGCAGAUCAUCCUCCCACCCCGAACGCGCUCGUUGUGACGCAGUCAGAUGUCCCCGAUCAUACAUCCCUGCCAGGGACCCUGGUCGAAGGGGAACGUAUACAAGAGGUGUUGAUGGAGUUCAACCUCGAGUCCUCCGUCUUAACUGGGAACACUGUGUCAAAAGCCGCCGUACGCUCCGCCUUGAACAAGCACAGCUGGCUGCACCUCGCUUGCCAUGGCACUCAAAACAGAGAAGACCCCUUGCAGAGUGCCUUUGCGCUUCACGGCGGCUCGCUUUCGCUAAGCGACCUCAUGAAUACCAGAGCAGACAACGCAGAGCUUGCAUUCCUGUCCGCGUGUCAGACCGCCGCCGGCGACGAGAAGGUCCCAGAGGAGUCGAUGCACCUCGCAGCGGGCAUGCUUGCCGUGGGGUACAAAGGCGUCAUCGCCACGAUGUGGUCCAUUGAUGACAACAGCGCGCCACUUGUUGUCGAGGCGUACUACAGGAAACUUCUCCAGCUCCGCGCAUCGGGGACGCUUGGAAAGGGGGAGACGGGCGCGGCAUAUGCUCUGCACGAGGCCACGAGGAGAUUGAGGGAAGAGGUCGGGGAUAAGAAGUUUGCCCACUGGGCGCCAUUCGUGCAUUUUGGGAUAUAG
Molecule: messenger RNA, 3234 nt
Organism: Peniophora sp. CBMAI 1063
Lineage: Eukaryota; Fungi; Basidiomycota; Agaricomycetes; Russulales; Peniophoraceae
Source: the annotation of a GenBank genome assembly